Paramuricea clavata is the source of this 19127-nucleotide messenger RNA. Lineage: Eukaryota; Metazoa; Cnidaria; Anthozoa; Malacalcyonacea; Plexauridae. The record is from the annotation of a GenBank genome assembly.
UCUAGACUUCCUGAUGGAUUCACCCAGCUAAAAUGUUUGACAAGUUUAUGUCUAAAUGACGUUUCCUUGGUCCGCUUGCCUCCUGACAUUGGCAGGUAAAAUUAAUAACCUAAGCAAAUAAUUAAAUGAUAUGUCAGAACAGGUUCUGAACUUUAAAUUUUUUCUCAAUAUCCAACUGGGAAACCAUGACUCCAAAGUUUAGUAUCCCCCCUGAGAAUUCAGUAUCCCAUUUCUGGAAUCCAAAUAAGUUUCCAUAACUCUCACUGCUGCAAAUUACAAUGACAACAGGAGAUUCAACAGUCAAUUCAAUGCACAUAAUAUGAGGAAAGGGUUGGGUUGCAAACUCAUAGUAUUCAAAAGCUAUCAAAUGUUUAAAAUUUUCUUACUAUCCAAAACAAUUUGGUAUCCAAAACCAAAUUUUUGUAUCCCGUGGAUAUCGGGAUACUGCCAGACUGCUAACUUUGCCCAUUGUGCACCGAAUAUGAUUUUGUUGCCAAAAAAUAUGCACUUAUAUUUCAUGGGAGGGACAGAAUGUGCACUCAGGUGGUAAGUGAGGAAAUUUGCACAUCAGUGACAUCACUAAAGUAUCAAACUUUUGAGUAGUUUUGAAAGUACAUUUUGUUAAAAAAAUUUUAAAAUUCUGUGCAAAGUGCUCACAUAAUGCGCACCUGACUUCAAUUCUUAAAACACACGCACUUCAUCUCAAAAAAUGUGCACAGGAUAUCUUCCGUGCGCACAGCAAAGUUAGUAGUGUGGGGAUACUGCAAAUUUCAGACCCUCAGAGUGUUGUAACAUGAACUGACCAAACUUUUGUUUUAGUUUGGCAGAGUUGCAAGUGUUGGAAUUACGUGAGAAUUUGAUCAAGUUUAUACCAGUGUACGUAUUUACAAUGUUUUAUCUAAAUACUGUGGAAACUUCACAUUCACAUUUUACUUUGUGUAAUUGCAGACAAUUUUAGUAUUUUCCUCAUCAGUUGUGUUUGUUUCAACAGAUCAUUGUCAUUUUUAACCAAACUAGAAAGAUUAGACCUUGGAUGUAAUGAGCUGGAAGAUUUAGUAAGUGAAAUAAAAUUAUUCUAAAUUUUUGGGAUCUGACUGAAGGGCCUGUUUACAGAAUAGAGACCACACAGAAAGCUAACUCGGCCAAAAAAGCGUAGCCACUGUCACACCAUGAUUCACAAUGAUUCAUAUUGCCGUGUUCCUAGACACUGCUCAUAUGAGAGGCAUUCACCCCCUGAAGGUCCACUAUUUUGAGUCUUUUCAGGGGGGUGAAUGCCUCUCAUAAGCGCACUGCCUAGGAACACAGCAUUGCAACGCCAAGAAGUCAGCCUUCUGUAAGGUCUCUAUUCCGUGACCUGUUGUAGCAUUUUUUUUCAAAUCCACCAAAAUAUUUAUCUAUUUUUUUGUUUGUGCAUUUGUAGCCUGAUAUAAUUGGAUCACUUCCUGAGCUUGUUGAGUUAUGGCUGGACGGCAAUCUUCUCAGGACGCUACCCAUGGAAAUUGGCAAUUUAAAACGACUGCAGAUAUUUGACUGCUCAGAGAACAGGAUAGAAUACCUUCCUGAUGAAAUUAGUGGAUUGGUUGCUCUGAGUGAUUUUCAUUUGUCUCAAAAUUUACUAGAGGUUAUCCCUGAUACUAUAGGUAAGCCUGGGGGUAAGCCCCUCUCCCACCCCCACCUAGAGAGAAGUCUACCACUCCAGCCCAGAGUUGCUACCUCUGUCCUGCACCAAAGAGAAUUAACACUCCUAGAAAGUUAGCACCACCCCUUUCCCAAAAGAAAGUUAUCUCCCCCCCCCCCAAGAAAGGCAGCACUACCCCUUGGAACAAUGUUAGCACCCCCUCUUUCUCCCCUCUUUCCCCAGUUACCACCCCUGCUGCAGAGAGAAAGUUAGGCUCCCCCCUCCCCAAGGCAAUCCUGCCCUCAGAAAGGGUUACAGUAGCACCACCCCUUUGCCCCACAGAAAGUUGAAACAAUUGAAAGUUAUAAUACUUGUUCUUAAAAUUUUCUAGGCGAGUUAAAACAACUUGAGUUGCUCAAAGUAGACCAGAAUAGAUUGAUCCAGUUGACUGAUGCCAUUGGAGGGUAGGUUUCAUUUUCACUGCAAUGGUUUGUUUUUGAAACAGCUUGGCAUAUUUAUAAUUGUCUUAUUAUCUCUUAUUUCACAGUGCAAUGAAGGUUUCAGAAUUAGUACUCACAGAAAACUUAUUAGAGGUGGGUUAGGUUUGAAAAAUACCAGUAAGAAUUAUUGUGAAGUUUUAUUAAUUAAAUAGAUAAAAAGUAAAAUUAUUCUUUCCCCAACAGGAUCUGCCUCCAUCCAUUGGCAAACUUGUGAAUCUUUCUGUUUUUAAUGUUGAUCGAAACCAAUUACAAAUGUUACCAGUUGAGGUAAGUCAUUGCUGUGUAUAUAACUUAGAAACACAAAUAAUUACCUUGAAUUUAUUAUUUUCAAGUAGUUUAGACACAAACCACGACAACUUACAGUAUUGUAGAAUGCUACCUACACUGGACCACCAUGUUUGAGAUAUCUUUUUCAGGUAGUUCAGACACAAACCACAACAGCUUAUUGUAGAACAUCCCUUCAAUUUAAGAAUUUUAUUUAUGUUUAAUUUUAUGUUUAUUAGAUUGGAAACUGCAGUAGUUUGACGGUGUUGUCAAUGCGAGAAAAUUGUCUGACAAGGUUGCCUUCUGAGAUAGGAAACUGUCGAACUCUUCAUGUGUUGGAUGUUUCUGGAAAUAGGUAGGAUUUCUGGAUUUGUAAGAAAUUCUUGAGGGAACUGGCUCGCUAUUCUAGCUAGCUCCUCUGGAUAGUUUGUCUUGUGUCACCAAUAAGAUAAAUGAUCCAUCUGAUAAAUUGUUCCAUCUUUAAAACCAGCUCAAUCUAUUUCGUUUUUUUAGACUGGAGAAUUUACCUCUGACCAUUGGAACUCUACCUCUGAAGGCACUUUGGUUAUCUGAAAACCAAGUAAGGAAACAUUGAGUAGUGCGAACACUUCACCUUGAUGGGUUAAGUAGUUGAUCUGAGUAUCCAUUAUCGGUAAAUAACUGUAUGACAAUUUUGUUUAGUCAAAAGCAAUAUUGAAGUUACAGACGGAAGAUGAUGAGAGGACAAACACGAGAGUUUUAACAUGUUUCUUGUUGCCACAGAGUGAACCAAACUUUGAUUUGGGUAUGAUUGCUUGUCUCAGUUGGAUAGCUCUAUCAGUCCUAAACUGUUCUCCCUAGAUGUCCAGUAAGGAUCAUGUCUUAUUGAUCCAGUAUUACUACACGAGGAAAGCUAAACUAAACUAACUUUAUUUAUACUGGAUAGCUCUAUCAGUUUUUAGAUGUUCUCCCUAGAGGUCCAGUAAGGAUCAUCUCUUAUUGAUCCAGUGUUACUACAGGAGGAAACCUAAACUAAACUAACUUUAUUUAUACUGGGUAGCUCUAUCAGUUCUAAACUGUUCUCCCUAGAGGUCCAGUAAGGAUCAUGUCUUAUUGAUCCAGUAUUACUACACGAGGAAAGCUAAACUAAACUAACUUUAUUUAUACUGGAUAGCUUUAUCAGUUCUAAGAUGUUCUCCCUAGAGGUCCAGUAAGGAUCAUUUCUUAUUGAUCCAGUGUUACUACAGAGGAAACCUGAGCACCUAAAGAAAACCUGUGAUGUUUGGUAGAGUCAAACUGGAUGUGACUGAAGUGAAGUUAUAAUCAGACAACUGCAUAUUUGAAAGAUAAAAAUUGAAAGGCACAUGAACAAACGGCAGUCGAACCACUGUGAGACCAACGGCCGACAUUGAACUGCAUCAGACGUUCAAUAUUUACUUUGCAGAAGACUUCGAGGCGGAAGAUCCAGAACACUUCCAUUACGAACCACGUGAGAAACCACCAGUUGAGCUUGGCUUUGUCAACGAACACGUGACCUUCUCGGAUGAAGAAUCUGAUCACGAUGAUGAAAGAGAGGUAAUUGCUACAUUGAUGUCAACAUUUGUUACAAGUAUAUCAAAAUGGUCCUUCCCAUAUGCCAUCCAGUCAUGAUCUGGUGACGAGAAUGUUCAUUUGUUUUUUAUUGUUUUGAAAAUCCUACUGUUCUCCAUGUCAUCCAAUACUCAGUGUUUUGGCUUAUAUUAGCAUUCAUGCAAAGGACCUUUUGCUGUUGUUUGAUGACGGAAUUUGUGGCAGAAUUUGGUGUAAGUUGUUUUCACAUCAAAAUGUUAUCAUUUUCAGACUGACUUCGUGCGCCACGAUACACCUCAUCCAAAGGAUUUGAAGGGAAGACAUCCGAAAAUAUUUUCACAUAAACCAAGAUCUGGCUCAGUGAACUCCGAAGAAGAGGUAAAAUGUUGGUCACUUUAAAACACUAAACUAACUUUAUUUAUACUGGAUAGCUCUAUCAGUUCUAAACUGUUCUCCCUAGAGGUCCAGUAAGGAUCAUCUCUUAUUGAUCCCGUGUUACUACAGGAUGAAACCUAAACUAAACUAACUUUAUUUAUACUGGAUGGUUCUAUCAGUUCUAAACUGUUCUUCCUAGAGGUCCAGUAAGGAUCAUCUCUUAUUGAUCCAGUGUUACUACAGGAGGAAACCUAAACUAAACUAACUUUAUUUAUACUGGAUAGCUCUAUCAGUUCUAAACUGUUCUUCCUAGAGGUCCAGUAAGGAUCAUCUCUUAUUGAUCCAGUGUUACUACAGGAGGAAACCUAAACUAAACUAACUUUAUUUAUACUGGAUAGCUCUAUCAGUUCUAAACUGUUCUUCCUAGAGGUCCAGUAAGGAUCAUCUCUUAUUGAUCCAGUGUUACUACAGGAGGAAACCUAAACUAAACUAACUUUAUUACUCCGCCUGCGCAUGCGCAGUGCGGAGUCUAAAAAUGCCUGAGUCUGUUGUCGGUUGUCGACUGUCGUCAGUGUCACAAACAGGCUCCUUGAUAAAUGUGUACAUUCCAUGAUAUUUAGAUACUUUCUAUUGACAUUUGUGGAUAAUGUUAUACGAUUUGGCAGCGCAAUGCGCAUGCUUACAGCUCUGCUUACAGUAUUUUUCUAAACUGCGAACUGUGAAACGGUCUUGUGCGAUGAAAAAUACUAAAAAGAUGAAUGUCAAGACAAAGCUUCCAGACUCAACUGAGGUAAGGGAUACUAAACAUUCUUAUUUUGGUAGUACAUGCUGCAUUUUGGCAACAAGAAAUUCUUUAAAGUCAUAAAUAUAAAUAAAAAUAUUCACUCCUACUGUACAGUAUGUCGUAUUAAAUGUCGAUCUUAUAUUCUUGACUAGCAAAAUAUAUUCUUGUGUGAAAGGUCCCUACAAUGUUCUGAAGAGUUUAGGCUAUGUAGUGUUGAGGCUAUCGGGUUAUUAAAUAUAUUUCAAUGUUUUGAAGAGUUUAGGAAAUGUAGUAUUGAAGCUGUCGUGUUUAUAAUUUACUAUACAUGUUUAGUACGCAACUACCGGAAACGGCAGCCAUGUGGUAGUAUUAAGACAAAGAAUCUCAUUAUUUUUUACUGAAUUUCGCACAUUCUUUUAAUUCUCAAGGGAUUGGUUGCAAGACAAGAAUAUAAUCUAUGAUAUAUAGUGAUGUUAACAAAUAACAGAAACGUCAGCUUCUUGAACUCACAGCCAGCUUGGGUUUGCUUGCUUUGCUCUUUCUACUGCCCUUGUGUGUUAUGUAUCGAUCAAUUCGAAACUUCACCACCCCCCCCCCGGGCCGACCCCGGGAAUUUGAACUUUUUGAAAUUUGACUGAUCAAAUUCUCCACCCCCUGUGCAAAAAAUGUCUUCAAAUGCCCCACUGUAACAAGAAAUUAAGCGUUCAAAUGCCCCACCUUCAUAUGAAAAUUAUGAAACAGUGAAUACAAAAAGUACAAAAUAUACGGAAAUGUUUUUCGACAGGAUAGCGAAAUCCACGUAAAAAGUUUGGAUACCUUCUGCAAAUUUAACAGUUUUACACAAUUAUGUAGUACAUACCUUCAAAUGAAGCACGUAGAUUUUCCAUGCCCGUUUCUUUGAGCCAGUUUUUCACAAAAUUGAGGCUGUUUCCCUCGAAAUCUGAGAAAACUGUAUUUGCCGCCAAUGCAAAGUAUUUUCUGUUCAUGCAGGAAGCACGCGAAAACGGGCAAAAUGUUAAGACUUCCGGUUCAAAUUCCCCACCCCGUUAUCAAAUGCCCCACCACAUGGAAGACCUAGAACGUCAAAUUACCUACUUCCUAGAGAAGACUUGAAGUCAAAUUCCCGGGGUAUGCCCGGGGGGGGGGAUGGUGCAGUUUCGAAUUGAUUGAUACAUUAAUAGAUACUAUGUGUUGUGUAAUGUAUUUAAUUCAACCCUACUAGGACUCUGGGCAGAAUACCUACCAAGCCACUCAAACAUGCUUUUUGGGCCUCUAUUAUUACAAUGAUGGGCCAAACAGAAUUGGUGUGUCAGAAUUAAUAUCCUAUUUCUGUCUCUUAUAGGUUAUGGCACUUUCUUAUGAAAAUUCAAUGUAAAGUUUGGACAUUAGGACGUCAGUUUCAGGCUCCUUGCAUGCCAUCACAGCCAGUUUAGACAUCAGCUUCAGCCCCCUACGCACGUGUUAAUUAAGACGUGUAGUGGCGUCAGCAUUAGCCAAACAUCGCCACUUCGGCUUAUAUUUGACUUCACUUUUCCGUCGCACCCUACAUUGUCCCCAUUUUCUCCGCAGGCUGGCAGGCGGAGUGAACGCCUGAGUAGGCGUCUUGUUUAUACUGGAUAGCUCUAUCAGUUCUAAACUGUUCUUCCUAGAGGUUUAAUUUUGUUGGCAUCAAGCCCUCCAACUGAUUGGAAUGUUCCAUUAUUUUGAAAAUGUUCUCCAUGCCAUCCAGUCACUCAAAGUUUUGACGUAUUUUUGACGUUAUUGAAAGGAGAACUAUUAUUUAUGUAUUUCCAGGAAAAGCGGAGAUUAUCAAAAGGCGCGGAGUCUGGUUCGGACACGGAACACGAGAAACACCGCAAACCUGGAGUGAGGAUUCAUGAUUCUGAACCUGCAAUCCGGAUUGAAGAACACCCGGCGGUGAUCGUGGAUCAGAAUGAAGCAUUGGUUUUAUCUUCAACUGUGGAAGAACAACACCAGAGUGCCCCUGGGGAAGAGGGUCAUCACGAGGUAAAGGCCUGGGACUCUGCUUGCCACUGAUCUGGAAAUAACACUGGAUUGUAGGGCUGUGCGGUUAAACCAGAAGAUUCGAUCGGUCCGGUGCUAUUUUUAGCACCGGAAGUCAGCGCCGAGCUUACGAAAAAGAACCUUUCGGUUUCCGACGUGUCGCCGCUUUGUGUCGGAAAAACUAGAAAAUGCUGAAGAAAGAUUUCUUUAUUUUCAGAAUAUAUGUAAUUAUUCCUCUAAAUAGUCUAUAAAUCAAUGGAGAUAUUUUAUUUAACUUGUUAUAAGUUGUUUUUUAGAUGUUAUAUUACAAUUUAUUGAGAAAAUGGUUUAAAGUGUUUUUCUUUUGAAAAUACCGACACCGAAGCGAGGUUCUUUCUUCCCGAAACCGAGAUGAAAUCUCUGGAACCGCACAGCUCCACUGGAUUGAGUAUCUUGUUGAAAAUCAAGCCGGAUAAACUGAUGGCAUGUCUUUCAACAUUGAACUAAUUUAUAGUAAAGACCAAUGAUUCGUCUGGACGAACUUGGAUAAAGAAAAGUUUGUGUGAUAUCUCGUCAAACGCGCUGGAUAAUCCGUGUGGAUGAACUGCCUGCGUAGUUUGUUCACUGAAGUGGAGCGCUAUAUAAAAAACAGCGUCCUGAUCCAGGCAAACGCGCAUGCGCAGUCCCUCUUGAUGGAUGUUCUGACAAUUUUUGUACAUCGGAAUAGAUGGAUAAUCCAAGUGACGAUAUAUACACACUUUUUAUACCAGAAACGGUUGCGAAAAAUACAACACUAGGUCCUCUGGCAGGAUCGAUAUUCAGUUUCAACCAAGUGAAAAAAAAAUUUCAAGAUCUGAUACUUUUUUGUGUGUGUUGGUGUUAUAUCAACGAAAUAUCUCGAGCCGACUUGACCUCGCUCAGUUGGUAGAGCAUUGGACUAGUAUCCCAAAGGUCGCGGGUUCGAUUCCCACCGUGGACAGGCUAACUUUUCAGCUUGCCCGCUGUGGAUGCACAUUCAGAGUAACAUCACAAACAUCAUAAAAAUCUUUCAACUUCACCUAUUGUUGUAAGUAGGAAAUUACACGAAUCAGGAAAAUAUCAAUCAUCAUUUCUUUCCGGAAUCAUUGCCAGUAAAGAUCACGCUAUUCUAGCUCGUUACACUGAGACGGAUGAUUAUGUCUUGAUGAAUUUUCUAUCUCGGCUUGAUGAUGAUGAUAAACAUUAUCUAACCACGCUAACAUUGUCAACUGAAACUGGUUUCCACAAUGGGCUUGUGACAAAAAGUAACAUUACAAAAAAAGUUAAUGGUAGUAAGAAAUGUACAUGCUGUGAAAAAAACAAUUUACUAUUUACAACCAUUACGUUAAUUUACUAUUUACAACCAUGAUUUAAUGGCGAUGGGUGGCGAUUUUCCUUUCGAAAAGUCUACUUUACCAUUGAAAGAGUGGACGAGCAACAGCAAAUGUCUUUUCAUAUUUUAGGAUGAAGAACUAUUGGAUGACGAGGACGGAGAAUAUUCCAGGUCGGUGGGGUUUCUCGUGGCGGAGGGCGAGGAGCCAGCAGAAAGUAACUACAGACUAAAGAGAACAAACACUCCUCACUAUACCAAGGGAAAGAGACUUUAUUCAGACAAAGAGGACAUUCAGGAAAAAUUUCAUGAAAUAAUGGCGAAAGUUGGGCAGAGGGAUUAUAACGAUGACGAUUCUGAUGAACAACGGGUAAGCAUCAAUUUAUUUUUUACCUAAAAUAUUUAACUGAACUAACUUUAUUUAUACUGGAUAGCUUUAUCAGUUCUAAACUGUUCUUCCUAGAGGUCCAAUGAGGGUCUCAUCUUAUUGAUCCAGUGUUACUACAGGAGGAAAUCUAAACUAAACUAACUUUAUUUAUACUGGAUAGCUCUACCAGUUCUAAACUGUUCUCCCUAGAGGUCCAGUAAGAGUCGUGUCUUAUUGAUCCAGUGUUACUACAGGAGGAAACUGAAUCACUUGGAGAAAACCUGUGAUGUUUGGUAGAGUCAAACUGGAAGCACUCUUCUCACAUGUGACUGAGGUGAAAUUAUAAUCAGACAACUGCAUAUUACAGGAAUCAAAUCUCAGUCACAGAGAUGGAAGACGAUAAAGUUAAGCUACAUUUGUGUGAUGUUAUCUAAACUUGUUUAUGAUUAAAUAUAUAACUCGUAUGUAAUUAUUAACAAUUAACAAUACAGUAUAAUUUUAAAUUUUAAUAUGCAGUACUAAAUUCAUAAAUACCUGACAUUAAAAUAUUUAAAGUAAUGUGAAAUUUGCAGACUAAACGAUCCAGUUAACGACAUAAUUAAACGCGUAACUAACUUUAAAAAUAAACGAGAAAUAAACAGACUAAAAAUGAAAAUAAAAUCCAAAAUUUUGAAACCUAAAUCUCAUCUGUAGAAGUAAUCUAAGUAUUAAAAAUCUACCUUGACAUGUAAGUGGUUGCUAUUCAACAUUACAAAAGGUUUGCUUUUUUUCAGUUUUGUAUACAAUGUGCUUGCGAUUUAUUACGUUUAUGAUGUUGGUAACUGGAUCUCAAUGGCCUAUACUAAGAAAACAUAUAGUUGAUAAUUCCUAUUGACUGGCUUUCACUUCUCAUAUCAAUAAUUCAGCACCUUAUUGAAAGGAAAUCUUAUCCUUGUUUUGGUACCACGGUAAUCGACGUCCAUAAAUUAAGAAUCUUUCGCGUUGAAUUUCUCUUUCAAUACUGGUUCGUUAUAUCGUACACUCGAUGGUGUUCAUUAGAGUGAUUUUAAAACGCAAAAAUCUAUGUGAAACGAUUCGUCAAAACAGUAGUUUCUCGAGGCCAUCUUAGGAAUUAUCAAAAAUAAUCUUUCCUGAUGUACCAAGAAGCUGGUCUGCAAAUUUCAGGCCGGAGAGGCCAUUGAGAUCACAUACUAACACUUUUUCCAGUUUCUACAUGUUUUCUGUUACGUUAAGGAGAGUGGCGAAGAAGACGAUCACCCCAGAGAUAAUGAAGGUCAGUGGGUACAUUCUAUGCUGUUUUUCUUAGUGGUCCAGUAAGAACCAUCCCUAUGUUCGUCCAGUGUUACUACAGGAGGAAACCUAAACUAACUUUAUUUAUACUGGAUAGCACCAUCAGUUCUAAACUGUUUUUCCUAGUGGUCCAGCAAGGAUAAUCUCUUAUUGAUAACACUGUAUUUAUUUACAGAUGGUCCCCCGUCAACACAUGUCAAUGGUAUAAAUGGAUUACCUUCAAACAAAAAUGGCGACGACCAUUUUGUGACCGUCACGAAAAUCGUAGAAGAGGUAAGAAGCCUAGUAACUCCAGACGAAGGAGGGCCCAUUGAACUAUAAAUAAACUGGAAGGCUAACUCAGGGGGGGAAAUUGAAGCCAGUGCAUUUUAGUUUUUCUGAGUUAUGAGCAGAAAUACUCAACACUGAACGUUGGGCUAUAUAUCAAAUUGAAGCUAUUGAAAAACGCUAUUUGGUGUAGAAAUUUCAAGACUUUAGCUAAAAGGGAAAUAUUGAAAAACUACAAACAUAAUUACCGAUAAUUUGCCGUUUUGCAGUUGUUUUUGUAUUUUUUAAAUAUUUUUCUUUUCGCUGAAGUCUUGAAAUUUCCACACCGAAUAGCAAUUUUCAAUAGCUUCAAUUUGAUAUAUAGCCCGACGUUUGGGGUCAAGUAUUUCUGCUCAUAACUCAGAAAAACUAUUUUGGCUUCAUCAAAUCAUAGGCCUUCAUCAUAGCAGUUAGCCUUCCAGUUUAUUUAUAGUUCAAUGGGGGGGCCUUCCCACGAAACGUCGAAAUUCUCCUCACAUUUACCAGGUAGUCGCAUCCCUACCGACGAAAGCUUGUAUGCAUAACUGACGUCAUUUCUGGAUUGUUUCAGAUAACGUACACGUUGGUAAGAAACGGAGCAGGACUGGGGAUUAAUAUCGCCGGAGGCAAGGGCUCCACUCCGUAUAGAGACCAUGACGAGGUGCGUAUUUAUACUCGAUAUAAUUCAUUGUAGAAUUUUUCACAACUGUUCCUGGUUAGGUGUAAUGAAUGUAUAAAAUUAUUGUUAUCAAAAUAUUUAUUAAUGUUUUUUCUAGAGUAUUUUUAUAUCGAAAAUUAACGAGAAAGGCCCUGUAGGCCGAGAUGGUAUUUUACAGCCUGGGGAUAAAUUAAUAUCGGUGAGUAACAUUGACUAUCGAAGGGAAGAUCUAUGGCUGUGAAACUCAUUAGAAUAACAAUAUAACUCAUUAGAAUAACAAUAUUUAACAAUUAUUCGCCGAAGGCGAGAUGAUUAUCGGGGAAUAUUCGCCGAGACGAAGUCGAGGUGAAUAUUCCCCGAUAAUCACCAAGCCUGAGGCGAAUAAUUUUUUUUGUGUUUUUGCACAAGUUUUUUUUGUGUUUUCCUGGUCUGAAUUCAUUUUAAUUUCGCUUAUUUCUUCAUCACUAACUUCAACAAAACGGCUAGCUGCCAUUUUGAAAAUUUCGAUUUUGUUAUAUUCACCUGUAGCAAUGUUUUAGGAGAGUUACCUAUCCGUGACUCGAACAAUAAUAGGGUAAUAAAUUGCUAUUGGUGGAUUUGGCAAAAAUACAAUACACACGUGACGGUGAAGGACUUAUGAAUAAACGUUAACUAACAUAGAUAAUGAGUCGCGGUCAGUCACCUCAUGAGAUACCUCAGUCACUGAGGUGACAAGUUUGAUUAUGUAUUCCACCCGUGUGCAGGUAAAUGACGUGGACAUCAGCGAAGCCAGCCACAACGAUGCAGUGCAAGUUCUCAGCAAUGCUGGAGAUACGGUCAAAAUGAUCAUAUUACGAGAAACCGAGGAGCUUGCCGAACCUGUCACGGAGAAUGGCGAGGAGGAACCGAAGCCCGAAACGACUGAGAUUCUGACCCCGGCUCCAAAGGAAGUGAAAAAGUCUGGUGUGAGAUUUGCGGCGGAACCAGAAAUGGAGGAGAUAGAAACGGCCACAGAGGUACAAUAGUUAACAGCAAUUAUUGCGUGGCUGACACAGUGGUCAGUGCAUUGUGAUCGAGCUUUGAUUCCUGCAAUAUGCAGUUGUCUCAUUAUAUAGUUAGCAUUUCUCACGGCCGAUUUUGCCGCCAUUUUGGUGGUACUGCUUCUUCCACGUUUGAGAGUCUCCGCACCACGAAAUACAACUUUUUAGUAUUGUAGUUGUUUGUAUAAUGGUAAAUUUACAGUUACAACUUUUAAAAGUCGCUUUUCACGUUGUUCGAAUUGUCUAGAAUCUUUCACGAGGGCAGACAGUACCCUCAAAAAUGGCGGAUUUUGGCCUUCGUGAGAAAUGCUAAUUUCACCUCAGUCCCAUGUGAGAAGAGCGCUUCAGCUCGACCAAACACCGAAAAGCUAGAGACAUGUAAAAACAUGUAUUUGUUAUUUAGACGGAGACGAUAAUUUUACAACGUGAUAAUAAAGGACUGGGCUUUAGUAUUGCUGGGGGUCGUGGUUCAACUCCUUAUAAGGGAACGGAUCAGGUGAGCAGGAGUUCGUGAAGUGUUCGGCUCCUUCCGAAUUCCUAUGUUUUAAUGCGUUUUUGUUCUGGUUUAAGGCUAUUUUCAUCUCAAAACUUGCCGUAGGAGGUACAGCUGAGGUGGAUAAAAGACUGCGUGUUGGAGAUAAAGUCUUGUCGGUAAGUGAUGUGGUCAGGGCAUGUGUCUUUCGUCUCUGUGAGUGAGGUUUGAUUCCUGCAAUAUUCAGUUGUCUCAUUAUAAUUUCACCCCAGUCACAUGUGAGAAGAGUGCUUCCAGUUUGACUCCACCAAACACCACAGGCUUUCUUUAGGUGCUCAAGUUUCUUCCUGUAGUAAACGAUAGUGGAUGUCCCUGCUAGGCCUUUGGGGAGAACAGUUUAGAACUGAUAGAGCUAUCUGGCAUAAAUAAAGUUUAGGUUUCCUCCUGUAGUAACACUGGAUCAAUAAGAUAUGACCCUUACUGGACCUCUAGGAAGAACAGUUUAGAACUGAUAAUAGAUAUUAUAUAAUACCUUACUGAAUUCUGAUCGUUUAAUUGGCUGUUUAUGGUCACGUGAUAUUGAAUAGAAAAUUCCAUUUCGCAAGAGUGCAAUGGAAUAAAACGUAUAGUACAAUUGCACUCUUUGUGUUUUCGAUAAAUCGCAUCCCUCAAAAUGCUUCUCAUACGAAUCUAUUAGUCUAUUUUGGUAUUAUAUAAAACAAAUAAUGAAUGUUUCUUCGUGCAAUGGUAAGAAUAUUUUCAUUCGGUGAAAGAUGGAAUGUUCCAUUCAACUCGGCUGUCGCCUCGUUGAAUGGAACAUUCCAUCUUUCACCUCAUGAAAAUAUUCUUACCAUUGCACUCAUAAACAUUCAUUAUUUGUAUACUAUACUAGCUUAUCCAGUAUAAAUAAGGUUAGUUUGCUUUAGUUAAACAGAUCUGAUCACCAUACUCUCAGUAAUAUUUUAUUUCCAAACCGUUUCAGAUCAAUAACAAGUCCGUGGAUAACGCGAGUCACGAGGAAGCUGUAGCCCUACUUACUACUAGUUACCCCUCAGUAACCUUAGCAGUCUCCCGUGAGCGAGUGCUGGAGAAACGAAUGACGCCGCUGUCCAAACAUCGCGAGGACUCGUUUAUUAACAAGAGAAUAGCGGAGAAAGAGAUGAUACAAGAUGCAAUGAUACGAGCCUCGGCUGGGGUAAGGGAUAUAGUUACGAGAUUAAUUGGGCAUCUCAGAACCAGGGGUGGAAAAAAUAGGCGAGCACGCGAGCAUUGCCCGCAGGAAAUGUUAAACCCAUGUCGUACUCUCAAAAUUUCCAUCUACAACUGUGUUGUGCCUAUUCCUAACAUGAUUCUAUCUAUGAUAUCUUCGUUCUGAUUGGGUGCAAACACUAUUCUAAUUCCAAAUUAUUAUUCAAUUAUUACAAAUGUUUACAUAAAUAUUUUCAGGACACGAAUCAUGUUGAUAAUGAUAGUGAUGAUGAAUUUGACAGGCCGAAAGUUGAGGUAAAAACUUUACGGUAUUAACUAUACUUAUGGCUGUCAGUUUAUGUGAAUGUUCCUGUAUUAAUGUUGUUAUUCUGUGUACUAUAGAGAAUUGAAUUAAAGAAAGGCAAUGGUCCGCUAGGAUUCAGUGUUGUUGGCGGUUCAGAUCACGCUUGCCACCCGUUUGGUAUGGACGAGCCUGGACUCUUUAUCUCUAAAGUAAGUACUGACAUUUUCCUGCUCGUGUUUGGAUCAGAAUUAUUUUGUUUUGAAAACACCUUUUACUGUAUUUUGUAGAUCGUACCAAAUGGUGCUGCGUCGAAUACGAAUUUGCGAGUUGGUGAUCGUAUCUUAGCUGUAAGUUGAAAAAAUUACUUGAAUGAAAAAAUUACUGACAUGAAAAAAUUACUGAAAUGAAAAAAUUACUACUAUAAAUACUUUUUUAAACAGUACAGCACAGAUUUGUUAAAUUGAUACAUUUGAUAAUUGUAUUAAGAAGUGUUUAUUUGCACCGUAGGUCAAUGGUAAAGAUAUGACAAGAUCGACUCAUCACGAUGCUGUCACGGCUCUCAUAUCAAAUGUUUCAUCUAUCAAACUUUUAGUCCGCCAUGAUCCACCGCCCCCCGGACUAAUGGUAAGUAUUAUGACCAAUGGUUACUUUUUUCAGGGGGGGACAUUGGUAUAUAGAACGAUCAUCAAAAGACUUUCCUGCAUUAAAACACACAAACAAACAUUACAUUUGAGAGCUAAAUUGAGAAGGACGCAUUUCAAACCUGAUGAAGUUGAACGGUCACUAGAGUCUCUCUGGUAGCUACCUUACGACAUAACAUCUUGUAUUAAACACUGUAGUACUGUACGUAUAAUCUCGUUUGCUGUAUAUUUUCAGGAAGUCACAAUCAUGAAAUACCCCGGUGAAAAACUGGGCAUAAGUAUACGAGGGGGUGCGAAGGGACAUCCAGGGAAUCCGCUGGAUACUAAAGAUGAAGGAAUCUUUAUUUCAAAGGUAUGUAUUCCCGCAUCUAAGAACGUUUAGCAUUGCUCGCAUGACAAGGACAGCGCUGUAAUGUGUGUGUUUGUUUGGUAGGUCAACGAAAGUGGCGCAGCAGCCAAAGACAAAAGACUUCAUGUUGGACAAAGAAUACUCGAGGUACAAAAGUUUCUAUACAAUGGAUGACCCUUACUGGACUGGGAGAACAGUUUAGAACUGAUAGACCUUACCAGUAUAGAUAAAGUCAGUAAACUGACUUAGGUUUAAGUUUCCUCCUGUAGUAACACUGGAUCAAUAAGAGAUGAUCCUAAUUGAUAGAGCUAUCCAGUUUUAAUAAAGUUUGUUUAGUUUAGGUUUCCUCCUGUAGUAACACUGGAUGAAUAAGAGAUGACCCUUACUGGACCUCUAAGGAGAACAGUUUAGAACUGAUAGAGCUAUCCAGUAUGAAUAAAGUUAGUUUAGUUUAGGUUUCUUCCUGUAGUAACACUGGAUCAUUAAAAGAUGAUCCUUACUGCACCUCUAGGAAGAACAGUUUAGAAUUGAUAGAGUUAUUCAGUAUAAAUAAAGUUAGUUUAAUUUAGGUUUCCUCCUGUAGUAACACUGGAUCAAUAGGAGAUGAUCCUUACUGGAUCUUUAGGAAGACCAGUUUAGAACUGAUAGAGCUAUCCAGUAUGAAUUAGUUUAGUUUAUGUUGAAAAUAAUGUGGUUAAUCUUGUGUCUAGGUAAAUAGUACCAGUCUUCUGGGAGCGACGCACAUGGAGGCCGUUCGUUCGUUACGUAGUGUAGGUGACAGUCUCUCAUUGGUCGUCGCUGAUGGCUACGAUGUUUCGAAAGUCGAAGCAAUGGUCGGAGUGAUUGCGAAUCCUUUAGCUGCGGGAGAAAGCAUCGGUUCUCCUGAUGAAAAUAAACAUUUCGGGUAUGAUUCUGAUCGAUCAAGUGUCCGAGGUAGCUUGAACGAAAAGGUAGGUGCAGUUGUACAGCACCCAGGGCAUAUACUGUACAUGCAUAUAGAGAUCAGUAUAUGGAUCGUAUACAGAGCGAAUAGAUCUUGACUGGAUUGUUCUUCAAGUCCUAGUAGAAUUUCAGUGUGUGGUGGUUUUCAUGAGAAGUUGAUGAACUUUUGCAUGUCACAAUCUGGUACUGCACAGAACAUCGAUAUUUGGUUCUAAGCUGCUUUGUUUUUACAGGAAAUGACAAGAGAUGGUCCGAAUAAACUCGUGAAUGAUGAUAGCAGAGUUCAAAUGGUAAAUUUUAUAAAAUGAUAUCACACAGUUGCUCUGGUUGUGUCCUCCCGAAGUUUCCAUUUACAAAAUCCCUUCAUCCGUUUGCGAUGUUCUUCUUCUGGUGUAUGUGAACGAGUGGAAGAGUUAGGAAUGUUUAGAUGAGGGGACAUAUACUCCGAACAUUCGUAACUUACUUACUCGUUCACAUCCAGCAAAAGAAGAAAAUCGCGCUAGAAAUCGCAGCAAAAAUUUCAAGUGUAUUACAGCCUUUCAGGUAUCCGUUUGAAGUCCUGGCUAAUAAUAAUUUGGGCAUGGCCAAUACUGUUUUGCUCUACUGAGGCUCCGGCUAUUAAUUGAUGAGUUGAGUGGUGGGCAAAAGCUUGCAAGCUUUGUCUAUUUGGUAUAUUGUCCGAGUGCAAGAUUGGGCUAAAAAUUUCAGCUUGUCAUGACUGCAAGUACCGGCGAAUUACACACAGUCUCUGGCGAAUGGCUGUCAUAUGUCUUCUUAGCGCUGGCGAAAUUCGCCGUUCGCCGGCCUAAAACAAGAUGGGUGGUGUAAACGGACCUUUAAGGUCUCGAUAUUUGUGAAUCAUAGGGCGCUUUCCAUUUAAUGGCCUGACCGGUCAGACCCAAAUUGUUUUUCUCUGUAUCAAUGGAAAGAUCUGGUCUAUGUUUUUCAAAUAUCUAGCGAAAUUGACCUCAUUCUAAUUUUAUAUAAAUUUUCCGGUCAGAUAGGUCCGAAGCCCAAAUGUUUUGUGUUCCAUUCAACAAUUUGACCGUUCUGACAGGUCUGGCCGUGUUAAUGGAAAGCGCCCAUAGGCAUUGUAAUCUCAUCUCAAGAUUGACAAUGAAAUUCUAAUGUUUUUGAGUGUAUAUCCGCACCGGGCAGGCUGAAAAGUUAGCCUGACCACGGUGGGAAUCGAACCCGCGACCUUUGAGAUGCUAGUCCGAUGCUCUGCCAACUGAGCUACGAGUCAGGCUAACUUUUCAGCCUGCACUCAGAGUAACAUCAAAAACAUAUUCACCUGAGUACAUAACACCAAAACACACACAAAAAGUAUAAUGAAAUUCUAGUUAGGCCAAAAAAAAAAUAUGUGGGUUUCCGGUUUCUUCUUAUAAAAACUUAGGUAGGGUAGGUCGGUUUUAACUUUUUUUUUUAAACUUUUUUUUUUAAUUUUCCGAACAAGCGGACGCCAUUUUGUUUAGUCAGUGCUUCCACAUCCAAAGAUAAAUUUUCCUAAUAUUGCCUCAAAUUUCAAUUUUCAGCAAACUUUUUCCUCUAAGUGGAAACACUUACAAGCAUGAUCCAAUAAAAAAGUUUAGGGUCGGGAUUUCGACGUCCAAAAGCUAGGUAGGGUCGGGAAACCGGAAACCCACAUAUUUUUUUUUUGGCCUUAUGUUAUUAUAGUUUACAUUGUCAGCGUCGACCUCUUAUCGAUGUCUCGUGUGCAAGUUACUAAUACUUUCAUCAUUUUAUAGGACGUUGCUGUGCCUCACUCGCAAACUACAGUACCCAACGUCCGCCCUGAACCUGACCUCCAUCUCCCAUUAAACAACUCAAUAAAAUCCCCCCAGAGUACAAACUCGGUCGCCUCCCCCGGGAGGUCUCCUUCGGGAAGUCUCACCCCCUCCGAACAACGUGCAUUGGACGCCGAAAAACGUGCAGCUUGGAGACAAGCACGCAUGCGCGAACUUGAAGAGGACGCCUUGAAGGCACAGGUUGUCAUUGCGCAAGUGAAAGCAAUGUCGGCGACAAGUUUAGAAGGGACCUCUUUGUCGGACGAGGAUCGGAAAAUCCCGCCGACCGAUCAUUUAAAUAAUGCUUCAACGAAGUUAACUGCUUAGCUGAUAUUUUGAAGAAUUACUGAUCCGACAGAUAUCUAGGCAUAUGUACUCGGAAGAUGACAAAAAAUACGUCUAAAGUAUUUCAUGGCUGUGAUGGGCAACUAUACAUUCCUAACUCGUGUGCGUUUAAACUGAAAAUUGUCGAAGCGUAGCCAGCAUUGAAAAUAAUACGAUACCGUCGCUCUGAAUAUAUUUAAAGAAAGCUAGAGUCAGUGAAUGAAAGCCAGCCAUCUUCAAGACUUGCCAAGUUAUGGAUCUAUUAUCUGCUUGUUCUUAUACAUGACACGUAUUUGCCAGAGGUGUAUGCAUGGGGAAUUUAAAGUAUCGAGGCGGAAAUACGAGCUUGCGGCAAGAAUAAUUGGAAAAAUUCAACUUUGGAAAGAAUUAUGUUGGAAGAGAGUCGUAGAAGAAACAGGUUUAACAUUUUUUACAGCUUGCGUACGUUUUUGUACAGCCGUAAUCGUCACGUAUUUUGAAGAACAUGUAUAUAUGAAGAGAAGAUAAAUAUCCGCGGGCCAAAAAUAAUCAUGGUAGAAAAUUUUGGCAAUACAUUCUCCACCAAAAAUGUUUCCAUCAAAAAUCAACUCUUCGUGAGUUGCAAAAGUCUUCUGUUAAUAGAAAAAGACGUUAUAAUAUAUUGGAAAACAGCUAUUCCAUCAAGAAUUGGAACUGCCAAGGCAGAUUUUGAACAUUUUUACGUUGGAUAAAUGGAUAUGGUCUCGAGAUACAUAAUUUUGACUGUGAAGACUACAUGCUGAAAAUCAUGAAAUAUGAUUAUAAUUAUACCUUUUAUGAAUAUGAUUUUACCUUUUUAUGAUAAAAAAGGCAUCAUAGCUUUCCGUAUUUUACUCUUUUAGGAACUUAGAAAUUUUAGGUACAAAUGCUAGCUCUCUCUAGUUAGCGCAAGUUUUAGAUGUGUGCAGUUGCCAGUUGAAUGCUCAAGAAGUACAAUGAAUUUUUAAAAGUAAUUUUAAUCGUAUUUUAUACUGUAUAAAAGUUGUACAAUUAUUGUGGGACAAGUUUAAACGAUCAUAGAGUAUAGAGGACAAUGUACUUAUGUUGUAAUAUAAACUGAAGUCAAAUAUAUAUAAGAAACAGA